Caenorhabditis bovis is the source of this 3570-nucleotide messenger RNA. The record is from the annotation of a GenBank genome assembly. Lineage: Eukaryota; Metazoa; Nematoda; Chromadorea; Rhabditida; Rhabditidae.
AUGAAUAACAAAACAUUGGAACCGUUUGAAAUCGAAAAAGAACUUGAAAUAUUCGCGCAUAAUAUGAAUAGCGUUCUUCUCAAUUUCUUUCUAAUUGCGUUAACAAUUAUGAUCUGCGGUUACAUUUCGAUUUGUUGGAGAACAUAUCGAUUGCGAAUAAUUUUUAUUCGUCAACUUUUAAAAAGAGAUGCGGCAUUUUUUGAUAAAACUUCUUCUGGGCAUCUGUCUACAAUUUUGAACGAUAAUAUAGAAAGAAUUCGCGAGAGUUUCAAUGAGAAAAUCGAAUUCAUUAUUCAGUUAGGUGCUGAAAUUACUUUGGGAUUUGUGUUGGCUUUCGUAACUGAUUGGAAGCUUUCAUCAUAUGUUGUUCUAUUUGCACUUGGAAUUGCAGGUUCUGGAUUUAUCAAUUCAGCGAGUUUAAUGAAAAAUACAGAAAAACAAAACAAACAUUAUUCGAAUGCUGGUGCUAUAGCUCUUCAAGCGCUAAGCUCAUUUAAAACUGUUAUCUCACUAAAUGGACAAAAUUUGGAAGCAGAAAAAUACGAAACUGAAUUAAAAUUAGGUGAAAAACAAGGAAUUCGUCGCGCAUUUUAUUAUGGAAUGUCUCGAUGCGUACAUUAUGUUUUUGUUAAUCUUCUCAAUGCGGUUACACUAUAUAUUGGGGCCAAUUUAAUUUACGAUAAUUUGAUGACUGUCAAUUCGAUAUGCACUACAUUUUUUUAUCUUCUUUUUGGAGCUUUUUCAUUAAGUGAAAUUUUUCCAUAUUGCUCUAUGUUGGCCAAUUCGAUGGCUUCUGCGAGACCAAUUGUUGACAUCCUUAACAAUGAUGAUGACGAGAUUGAGGAAAAACAACGUAGAGAACAGUUAAAAGAUUUAAACGGUCAAAUUUCUUUUCAAAACGUUCAUUUCACAUAUCCAUCUAGACCAGGAAUUGAUGUUUUAAAGGGAAUUUCGUUUGACGUUCAAGAAGGAGAAUGUAUUGCUAUCGUUGGAGCAAGUGGAAGCGGUAAAAGUACUAUCGUUCAGCUUCUUCUUCAUUUUUAUGAGAUAAACUCGGGCCGAAUUCUGAUCGAUAACAAAGAUCUGAUGGAAAUUGAUAUAAAAAGUCUUCGAAACGCUAUUGGUGUUGUGUCUCAGGAGCCAGUUCUUUUCAAUGUAACUGUUGAAGAGAACAUACGUUUUGCAAAUUCGGCAGCAACUUCGGCCCAAAUUUGGGAUGCAUUAAAAAAAGCAAAUGCGGAUGAUUUCGUUUCAAAGCUACCUAAAGGGCUGAAAACAGUUGUUGGCGAAAGAGGAUCUCAAUUAUCGGGAGGCCAAAAGCAGAGAAUUGCUAUUGCUCGUACUCUAAUCCGAAACCCUAAAAUUUUACUACUUGACGAAGCUACAAGCGCAUUGGAUAAUGAAAGCGAAGCUACAGUGCAAAAAGCGCUUGAAAACGCUUCUCUCGGAAGAACAACAAUUGUAAUUGCUCAUAGGCUGUCAACAAUACGACAUGCAUCAAAAAUUAUUGUGAUGAAAAACGGAGAAAUUGUGGAAAUUGGGACUCAUGAAGAACUUCUAGAGCAAAAAAGCGUCUAUAGUGACUUAGUCCAAUCACAAUUAUUCGAACCCGAGCAUGAAGAUGAUCUCAGAACAGUACAACUCGGAUCAAUAUCAGAAGAAACUUCUCGACAAUACUUGAUGCAAAGAAGUGUAAGCAAUGAACCACAACCUGUGAGAAACAAUGAAUUAGAACGACUAAUUGAAGAACUCAGCGAAGAAGGAGCUGAAAAAUCAAGUUUUUGGGAGAUUUUAAAAUGUUGCAAGGUUGAUUCUUGCGUCAUAUGUCUAGCAGUAUUAGCGUGUAUUAUUCAAGGUGCAAAUUAUCCCUUGCUUUCUCUGUUGUGUUCUAAAACAUACGAGGCAUACGCAAUGAAAGGCGAGGAUAUUUUAACAUAUGGCCAUUUUUGGUCUCUUAUGUUUAUAAGUUUGGCUUUUAUUCGCGGAAUUACCAUUUUCACUCAGUAUUUCUUGUUUGGUUAUGUUUCGGAGAGGUUAUCAACUCGGCUGCGCAUCAAAUCCUUCAAACAUCUUCUCGCGAUUCCAUGUUCUUUUUAUGAUGACGUCCAUCAUUCUCCAACAAGACUUAGUAUUCGAUUGAAUACUGACGCUUCAAAUGUUAAAGCAACAAUUGAAUUCCGAAUCGGAAAUGUUAUAACAACAUUUGUUUCCAUAGUAAUUGCAUGGGCCAUGUCAUUUACUUACAGCUGGCAAUUGACAAUUCAAAUAAUUCUACUUUAUCCCAUUUUAUUUUUGGGUGAGUAUUUUUUAACCAAAGGUACUGAAACGACUGUGCAUGAAGAUACUAUUGCAUUUGAGCAUAGUAAUAAGAUUGCAACUGAAGCUCUGGAUAAUUUCCGAACAGUACGAGCUCUUAACAUUGAGAACAAAAUGGUAUCUAUGAUAGAAGAGUGCUUAAAAACGCUACUUAGCAAAAACUUAAUCAGAUCUGUUAAGCAGGGAAUAUCGUGGGGAUUUGCAAACUGUGCAUGGAUUUUAGUCGAAGCGAUCAGCUUUAAGUUUGGCGUAUAUUUAGUGUUACAAUAUAAAAUAAUGCCAAUGGAUGUUUAUAAAGUUGUUAUGUUUAUGACUCUCACUGCGAAUACUGCUGGCGACGCUGCAGCAUAUUUUCCGGAUUACAAAAAAGCUGUAUACGCUGGUGGCUUAAUUUUCAAAUUACUAACAUUUCCUGCGACCCAAACAUUGGACAAUGAAGAUGGAAAGAAAAAUAUUUCCAGCGGAGAAAUUUGCGCAAAAAAUGUUCAUUUUCAUUACGCCCAACAACCGAACAAUAUGGUUCUAAAUGGAAUAAACUUUUCUUUGGGGAAAGAGAAGAUGUUGGCAAUUGUUGGUCCAAGCGGUUGUGGGAAGUCAACAAUAAUCGCAUUAUUAGAGCGUUUUUAUAGUGCUACCGAGGGAGAAAUGAUCGUUGACAAAGAAAAUGUUCAGGAUAUUAAUCUGGAAUAUUUAAGAUCGAAUGUUGCUCUAGUCUCGCAAGAGCCCGUUCUUUUCAAUACAACAAUUCGUGAAAAUCUUGUUUAUGGAUUGAAGAGAUUUGUGGAUCAAAAUGAAAUUGAUGAAGCCUUGAAGCAAGGAAAUGCUUAUAAAUUCGUUUACGAAUUUCCAGCGGGACUCGAAACCAUCGUUGGCGAAAGAGGAGCCCAACUGUCCGGUGGACAAAAACAACGAAUCGCAAUAUGCCGAGCAAUUUUAAGAAAACCUAAAGUUUUAUUGCUUGAUGAAGCCACUAGUGCUUUGGAUAACGACAGUGAGAAGGUCGUACAAAAUGCAUUAGAUGCCGCAUGUAAGCAUAUUUCAACCGUUGUAGUUGCUCAUCGAUUAUCAACGGUGUACAAGGCUGAUUCAAUUGUCGUUAUCGACAAAGGAAAAGUCGCCGAACAAGGAACACAUGAAGAACUACUCCAGAUGCAAGGAAUUUAUUGGCGACUUGCACAGAAGCAGGGCAAACGUGGCAUUGCCACCACUAAUACCGUCGAUAAAAAUCUUAUGUCUUCCAUUUCUUCAGUAUAA